Molecule: messenger RNA, 2389 nt
Organism: Maniola jurtina (meadow brown)
Lineage: Eukaryota; Metazoa; Arthropoda; Insecta; Lepidoptera; Nymphalidae
Product: basic juvenile hormone-suppressible protein 1-like
Exons: 5
Coding region: 75-2324 (749 amino acids)
Source: RefSeq, a predicted model, not a curated record
UAACGGGAGGGUAUAUAACGCUGAGAGCUGGGCAGUCGGGCACAUUCGAGGCAGGACAGCUCCAGAGUGUCACCAUGAAGUUUUUGGUCUUAGCGGCGAUCCUCGCCGCGGCGACCGCGUCGGCGAUCAAGGAUGAGCACACCGUGCUUAUUGGCAAAGACACGCUUGUAAACGUGGACAUCAAGACCAAGGAGAUUCUCUGCAUGAAGCUCCUGAACUUCAUCCUGCAGCCGACCGUGUACGACGACAUCCGCGAUGUGGCCCGCGACUGGGAUCUGGAAGCCAACAUGGACAAAUACCUGAAAGUCGACGUCGUGAAUAAGUUCAUCGAUCAUUAUAAGAUGGGCUUCCUUCCCCGCGGCGAAGUGUUCGUACACACCAACCAAAAGCAGAUGGACGAAGCCAUUUGGGUGUUCCGCCUGAUGUACUUCGCCAAGGACUUCGACACCUUCAUCAGAACCGCCUGUUUCCUGCGCGAGCGCAUCAACGGGGGCAUGUUCGUGUACGCUUUCUCCACCGCCGUGUUCCACAGGGAGGAUUGCCGAGGAGUGGUCUUGCCCGCUCCGUACGAAAUCUACCCCUACUUCUUCGUCGACAGCGACAUCAUCAGCAAAGCUUUCAUGCUCAAGAUGACCAAAGCCGCCACCGAUCCCGUCAUUUUCGACUACUGGGGCAUCAAAGUCACCGACAAGAACUUGGUCGUCAUCGACUGGCGUAAGGGAGUGCGUCACACUCUGAGCGAGCACGACCGCCUCUCCUACUUCACCGAGGAUAUCGACGUGAACACCUUCUACUACUACCUGCACAUGAACUACCCGUACUGGAUGGUCGACGACGUCUACGGCUUGAACAAGGAGCGCCGCGGGGAAGUCACCAUGUACGCGAACCAGCAGCUGCUCGCGAGAUACAGGCUCGAGCGUCUGUCUCACGGCAUGUGCGACAUCAAGAUGAUCAUGUGGAAUGAACCCCUCAAGACUGGCUACUGGCCCAAGAUCCGCCUGCACAAUGGCGAAGAGAUGCCCGUCCGUAGCAACAAUGUGCUCCUGCUUAACAAGGAAAACCUCAAAUUAAAACUAGCCGCAGACGACAUCGAGAGAUACAUCCGUGAUGGUAUCAUAAACGGACGCAUCACACGUCGCGAUGGUACCACCAUCACCCUGAGGAAGACUGAGGACUUCGAGUACCUCGCCAGGAUGCUGCUCGGAGGUCUGGGUCACAUGAACGAUGAUGCCAAGGUGUUCCACAUUGUCCACUUGUUCAGAAAGCUUGUGUCCUAUGGAAAUUACAACUUCAACAAGUACACAUAUAUUCCAACUGCAUUGGAUAUGUACUCGACCUGCCUGCGCGACCCGCUUUUCUGGAGAAUCAUGAAGCGCAUCACUGAAAACGCUGUUCUCUUCAAGAAAUACCUGCCUAAAUACACCAGGGAUGAGUUUGACUUCCCAGGAGUCAAAGUCGAACGUAUCGUCACAGACAAAUUGGUUACCUUCAUGGAUGACUACGAUGUUGACAUCACCAAUGCUCUAUACCUGGACCGCAAUGAAAUGCAAAAGAAGAAGUCUGAUUUCACAUACGUAGCAAGGAUGCAACGUCUCAACACCCAACCCUUCAAGGUCACCGUCGAAAUCUUGUCUGAAAAGGCGGUCGACGCUGUCGUCAGAAUAUUCUACGGACCCAAGUACGACUGUAUGGGACGUCUGCUCAACUUCAACGACAAGCGUUUGGACAUGAUCGAAAUCGACAGCUUCAUGUACAAACUGGACACUGGCAAGAACACUAUCGUCCGUAAAUCUACUGAGAUGCAUGACGUUAUCGGCGACAGGCCAUGGACCCGUCGUUUUAUGGACAGCAGUGUUGAGAGCACUAUUGGCGUGGACCGCGUCGUGGAGAGCUACUGGUACAAGGCUCGCCUGGGAAUCCCGCACAGACUGCUCCUGCCGCUCGGUCGCUACGACGGCUUGCCCAUGCAGUUCUUCGUCAUCGUCAGCCCUGUCCGCACCGGGCUGGUGCUGCCCUCGGUCGACAUCAACAUCAUGAAGGAUCGCCACACUUGCCGCUGGACGAGCUGCUACGACACGAUGCCGCUCGGGUUCCCCUUCGACAGGGACAUCGACAUGACACGCUUCUUCACCAACAACAUGAAGUGGGUGGACGUCCUGGUUUACAGGAAGGAUCUCGCCACCUCUAACAACGUGAAGAACAUCGACACCUCCGACAUGGUGAUGAAACGCGACGACAUGACCUAUUUGGACAACGACAUGUUGGUCAGAUGGUCCUACAGAGACGUCAUGAUGAUGAGCUACGAUAAGAUGAUGCGUCUUUAAACUCCCAUUAUUUAUAAACAUAUUUAUAACGUAACAUACAAUAAAUAGCAUCAAAUACAAAGUUA